Messenger RNA from Asparagus officinalis (garden asparagus), 2101 nucleotides. Its product is annotated as endoplasmic reticulum oxidoreductin-1-like. The record is from RefSeq and is a predicted model, not a curated record. NCBI's taxonomy places the organism in Eukaryota, Viridiplantae, Streptophyta, Magnoliopsida, Asparagales, Asparagaceae. The coding region runs from base 568 to 1596 and encodes 342 amino acids. Gene Ontology annotation, molecular function: FAD binding; protein-disulfide reductase activity; thiol oxidase activity. Gene Ontology annotation, cellular component: endoplasmic reticulum; endoplasmic reticulum membrane. Gene Ontology annotation, biological process: protein folding in endoplasmic reticulum. The transcript has 9 exons.
ACAAAAAAAAAAAAAAAAAAAUCAUUUUCUUCUGCUUUCCCAUUUCUCCCUCUUCCUCCGUUGAAUCUUCAAUCAUAACUAAUAAUAAGCUUUUUAAAACCCCCAAACCUACCCCUUCAUCUCUAGGGUUUUCAUUUUAUUGAAGGAAGGGGGGGAAAAUAUUGAUCCAGGGUUUAUUCUCUCGUUCCUUCCCUUCUUCGAUAAAAUCUAGGGUUCUGAUGGGAAAUGCGGACGCCGACAGCCACAGCGGCGGCGGAAGCGGCGGGGCAAUUGGGAUUGCUGCUGGGUGUGCUCUGAUCGCCGUCUCUUGGCAAUUGCAGCGACGCUCCGGCGAGUUAUGGAAAGAUCCCUCUUUUGGGGAUCUUUUCCAAGAAGCCAAUCGAGUGCCCACCGGGAUCAAGAAGGUACACUGGGAUCGUGGAGGGCUGUACUUGCGAUUAUGAGACUGCAGAUUUUGUGAACGAGGAGGUUUUGCGUCCGAUUUUACAAGAGCUGGUCCCCGCUCCGUUCUUCCGAUAUUUUAAGGUUAAAUUGUGGUGUGACUGCCCCUUUUGGCCUGAUGAUGGGAUGUGCCGUCUUAGGGAUUGCAGUGUUUGUGAGUGUCCUGAGACUGAAUUCCCUAAGCCAUUUAAGAAGCCCUUUCAAGCACUUUCUGCCGAUGAUCUGAAGUGUCAGGAAGGAAAAUCAGAGGCUGCCGUUGAUCGCACACUCGAUAACAAAUCUUUUAGGGGAUGGAUUGAAGUUGAUAAUCCUUGGACCUAUGAUGAUGAGACCGAUAAUGCUGAGAUGACUUAUGUAAAUCUUCAGCUAAAUCCUGAACGCUAUACUGGUUAUGUGGGUCCAUCAGCUAGGAGGAUAUGGGAUGCUAUCUACACUGAAAACUGUCCAAAAUAUCCUUCCGGUGAAUUUUGUCCAGAGAAAAAAGUACUGUAUAAGUUGAUUUCAGGAUUACAUACCUCAAUCUCGGUUCAUAUAGCUUCUGACUAUCUCCUUGACGAAGCCAAAAACCUGUGGGGGCCAAAUCUUAAAUUGCUAUAUGACCGUGUUUUGCAACAUCCUGAUCGUGUCAGAAAUUUGUAUUUCUCGUUUCUAUUUGUUUUGCGGGCAGUAACAAAGGCUGCAGACUAUUUAGAGCAGGCUGAAUAUGACACUGGGAACCCUGAAGAAGAUCUGAAAACACAAUCGUUAGUGAGGCAGUUAGUCUACAACCCUAAGUUGCAGUCUGCUUGCCCUCUUCCGUUUAAUGAAGCCAAGCUUUGGCAAGGGGAAAGUGGACCUGAAUUGAUGCAACAGAUUCAAAAGCAAUUCAGAAACAUCAGUGCAUUGAUGGAUUGUGUAGGCUGUGAAAAGUGCCGCCUAUGGGGGAAACUUCAAGUUCUGGGUCUUGGCACAGCAUUGAAGAUUCUGUUCUCAGUCAAUGGCCAAAGUACAAAGAAUCAGCCUUUGCAGCUGCAAAGGAACGAAGUAAUUGCAUUCCUGAACCUUUUGAAUCGUCUAUCUGAAUCUGUUGACUUUGUUCGUAAAAUGGCCCCCCAGUUUGACAAAUUCAUGGAAGGCCAACAUUAUCAUCCAGCUGGUGGAAGUGUUUCUCUGUAGCCUAGAAACAUUCAAAUAGUUAUUGUUGUAAGAUUUUUGAAUCUGAACCGUGUUCUACUUCUAAAGCUCUUAGAGCUAUACUAGCCACACUCGUGCGUAAGCCCCACGCUCGAGUGUGGCUAGCCCCGCUGAAAGUUCUGAACUCAAGUAACAGGUUGGUUCUACUAGAUGUUUCACAUUGUGAUGAGAUUCAUCUGGAAAAUUGGCAUGUAAUUCUUUUUGGACGUAUAAUGCUAUGGUGGGAUUGGGACACAUGAGCAGUUCAGCAUGACAGAGGAUGUUUUGAGGCAUCAACGAGAACUGAACUUCAAAUAUGUCUGAGUUUAACCAUUAUAUGUUAGAUGAGAAACGAUGGCGUGCUUUUGCUCUGCUCUCCCUUUAGCUUUAUCUAAAUACUUCUGCAAAGUCAACUUCUCGUUGCACUUGAUAUUGGAUCUGUGUUCUUAUACGAACGGUUGUUAAGAAGAAGAAGAAAAAUGCACGUGUAUUACUUCUUGUCCUCCUA